CAUCAUUCUCAGCCGUGCGGAGAGCAGGUGGUGUUGCGAGUGGGGAGAUCGGACGGACAGGCGAGCUGGGCAUCGGGACCGCUGGGCUCGGAGGCGGCGACUCCGACCUGACCUGACCCGGACCCUUAGUCAGUCCUCAUCCCGGCGGGAGUACGCGCCUGCUCGGGGCUCCCCACGCGGCGGCGCCGUCUGUUUACGUUCACAGAUUUCCAGGGGAGCCUACCAACGUGUCCAGCAUGGCCUCUGAAGACAUUGCCAAGUUGGCAGAGACACUAGCCAAAACCCAGGUGGCUGGGGGACAGCUGAGUUUCAAGGGCAAGAGCCUCAAGCUCAACACUGCAGAAGACGCCAAGGAUGUGAUUAAAGAGAUUGAAGACUUUGAUGGCUUGGAGGCCCUGCGCCUGGAGGGCAACACGGUGGGUGUGGAAGCGGCCAGGGUCAUCGCCAAAGCCUUGGAGAAGAAGUCGGAGUUGAAGCGAUGCCACUGGAGCGACAUGUUCACGGGGCGGCUGCGGUCUGAGAUCCCGCCAGCCCUGAUCUCACUAGGGGAGGGACUCAUCACAGCCGGAGCCCAGCUGGUGGAGCUGGACCUCAGUGACAAUGCUUUUGGGCCCGACGGCGUGCGAGGCUUCGAGGCCCUGCUGAAGAGUUCCGCCUGCUUCACGCUGCAUGAGCUCAAGCUCAACAACUGUGGCAUGGGCAUCGGGGGCGGCAAGAUCCUGGCGGCUGCUCUCACUGAAUGUCACCGAAAGUCCAGUGCUCAGGGCAAGCCGCUGGCCCUGAAGGUCUUUGUGGCUGGCAGAAACCGCCUGGAGAACGACGGAGCCACUGCCUUGGCCGACGCUUUCGGGAUCAUCGGGACUCUGGAGGAGGUCCACAUGCCACAGAAUGGGAUCAAUCACCCCGGCAUCACUGCCCUGGCCCAGGCUUUUGCCAUCAACCCUUUGCUGCGGGUCAUCAACCUGAAUGACAACACCUUCACUGAGAAGGGCGCGGUGGCCAUGGCCAAGACCCUGAAGACCUUGCGGCAGGUGGAGGUGAUCAACUUCGGGGACUGCCUGGUGCGCUCCAAGGGCGCUGUGGCCAUUGCAGAUGCCGUCCGCGGGGGCCUGCCCAAGCUGAAGGAGCUGAACUUGUCGUUCUGUGAAAUCAAGAGAGAUGCUGCCCUGGCCGUGGCUGAGGCCGUGGCAGACAAGGCCGAGCUGGAGAAACUGGACCUCAAUGGCAACGCCCUGGGGGAAGAAGGCUGUGAGCAGCUCCAGGAGGUGCUAGACGGCUUCAACAUGGCCAAGGUGCUGGCGUCCCUCAGUGACGAUGAGGGUGAGGAUGACGACGAGGAGGACGAGGAGGAGGAAGGAGAAGAUGAGGAAGAAGAGGAGGAGGAAGAUGAGGAGGAGGAGGAAGAAGAAGAAGAGGAAGAAGAAGAGCCACAGCAGGAAGGGCAGGGAGAGGAGCCAGCCACACCAUCAAGGAAGAUUCUGGACCCUAACAGUGGGGAGCCAGCUCCCGGGCUGUCCUCCCUGCCUCCCGCGGACAUCGCCACCUUCCUGGCUUUCCCGUCUCCGGAGAAGCUGCUGCGCCUGGGGCCCAAGAGUUCCGUGCUGAUCGCCCAGCAGACUGACACAUCUGACCCAGAGAAGGUGGUCUCCGCCUUCCUGAAGGUGUCCUCUGUAUUCAAGGACGAAGCCGCAGUGAGGACGGCAGUACACGAUGCAGCAGACGCCUUGAUGAAGAAGGCCUUCAGCUCAUCCUCCUUCAACUCCAACGCCUUCCUCACCAGGCUCCUCAUCCACAUGGGUCUGCUCAAGAGUGAAGACAAGGUCAAGGCCAUUGCCAACCUGUACGGCCCCCUGAUGACGCUGAACCAUGUGGUGCAGCAGGACUACUUCCCCAAGGCCCUCGCCCCGCUGCUGCUGGCGUUCGUGACCAAGCCCAACGGCGCCCUGGAGUCCUGCUCCUUCGCCCGCCACAGUCUGCUGCAGACGCUGCACAAGGUCUAGACCUGCGCACGAAGCGGCGCCUCCCCGACCCUCAGCCUGGACCAGUGAUUUGGGAAGGGACUCGGAGGAAGGACUCUGGCCAGAGGCAUGGAGGGUCUUUGUCACAUGUGUCAUGCUGGUCCCCCGAGUAUGUGUGUCGGUGUGGUGUGCGUGCCGGUGUGUGCUUCCUGUCAGGUCUGGGUUAGGUAACGUCUCCCUGCUGGGCCAGCCCGGGUUCUCUGGCGGGGAGGCGGCCCCAGGCGAAAGGGCUGCGGGCUGUGAGCCGCUCUGCCAUUAAAUUCACGGCCAUCUGAGGGCGCCGUGCUGAUCUGGACCUCAGGCGCUGGCAUGGCUGUUCCCACCCUCUUUGCCUUCCUUGGCUUCCUAGGUCACAUCAAAGCCUGGGGCGCUGCUGUCCAUUGGCUGUCGUUCCCCCUCCCCCAACUUCCCCUUGUGGUUGGGCUGCAUCCCAACCUGCUUCUGCUUCCUGUGACCGAGCCCUGGUCCUGCAGCCACCACAGUCCCCACCGUGGACCCCUGCUGUGCUGAGCCCUCAGCAUGAGAGGCAGAGACCGCCGCUGCAGGGCCAUGGGCGUCCGCAGAGGGCAAGACCCUGGUGCCCCUGCCAUGUGGACAGGACAAGAAGCCAGUGGGCAGACACCAGGGGGUCCUGGAGCAGGCGAUGCCUGGAUGGCGCUGGCUGUGGACCCAGUGGGGC
Pteronotus mesoamericanus is the source of this 2697-nucleotide messenger RNA. RefSeq names its product Ran GTPase activating protein 1 (gene RANGAP1). The transcript has 16 exons. The record is from RefSeq and is a predicted model, not a curated record. NCBI's taxonomy places the organism in Eukaryota, Metazoa, Chordata, Mammalia, Chiroptera, Mormoopidae. Gene Ontology annotation, biological process: activation of GTPase activity; nucleocytoplasmic transport; signal transduction. Gene Ontology annotation, molecular function: small GTPase binding; GTPase activator activity. Gene Ontology annotation, cellular component: perinuclear region of cytoplasm; nucleus; cytosol. Bases 237 to 2000 code for a protein of 587 amino acids.